AUGGUUGAUACAACAUCGCCCCAUGCAAACGACACCAGUGGUGAGAAUAAUAAUGACUCCUCAAUGGCAUUUAUGCGUCCGCGAAUCUUACUGACCGGUCUUCGUCGAUCUGGGAAAACUUCGAUUCAACGGGUUAUAUUUACAAAAAUGCAGCCAUCACAAACCCAAUUUCUUGAAUCGACACCACAGUUAGUAACCAAUCAUUUUUCUUGCGGUUCGUUCAUCAAUUUUCAAGUACAAGAAUUACCCGGUCAAUUGCAUGUAUUUCCAUCAUCACAAUCGUCAAGUGUAACUGGUGAAACCAAUGAGCAGUCGUCAUCGUAUGAUGACGAUGCUACACAUAUGCUUGGCAGCGGCUAUGAUAUAGAACGACUGUUAAAACGAUGUCAUGCUGUUGUGUAUAUCAUUGAUGCUCAAGAUGAUUAUAGUGAAUCAAUUGCGCGUUUGAAUAUGAUUAUACAAUUAGGUUGUACUGUAAAUCCAAAAAUUCGAUACGAAGUUUUUAUACAUAAAGUCGAUCAGUUAUCUGAAGAAGCAAAAGCAGAUACACAACGAGAUAUUCAUAAUCAGGUAAGAGAUCGUUUUACUGAUACCGGUAAUGAACUAGAUCACUGGCCAUCGACGCCAUUCUCAUCCAAUGCAAAUCCUCGUGGAGUGUUAAUUAAUUUUCAUUUAACAUCCAUUUAUGAUCAUUCGAUAUUCGAAGCAUUCUCGAAAGUAAUUCAAAAAUUGCUUCCACAAUUCGGCCAUCUGGAAUAUUUACUCAACUAUCUUCUUUCGGCAUCAAAUAUCGAGCAAGCAUUUCUGUUCGAUAUUCAAACGAAAAUCAGUAUCGCAACUGAUUCAACUCCAACGGAUAUGCAAAUGUAUGAGCUAUGUUGUGAUAUGAUCGAUUUAUUAAUUAACAUGAGUGAAAUCUACGGACAACCCAGUGGAAACGACGGUGACGAAAUUGAAAACGAUGUUGAUUAUGAUCCGACAAACGAACAUGAGAUGAAUGGUACUCAUUCAGCGGCAGAAGAUCCGUAUCAAAACGGUCCAAGAGCAAUCGAGCAGCAGUGCUAUUCAGAGACAACCGACGAACCUGCGUUUAACGUAUUUGAUUCCAUGUCAUCGAGUGUUAUCAAGCUAACCGGUGGUCGUGCACUCUAUCUCAAAGAAAUCAAUCACCAUCUUGCACUGAUAUGUGUCUUACGCGAGGAAGCAUUGGCAAAACAGGCGAUUAUUGAUUAUAAUGUUAAACAAUUGAAAGAUUCGAUUUUAAAACUGUUUCGUUUAAAUCAGGAAAUCACAGAAUCUUCAAUGACAUCAUAG
This is a messenger RNA of Adineta ricciae, 1314 nucleotides long. The record is from the annotation of a GenBank genome assembly. Lineage: Eukaryota; Metazoa; Rotifera; Eurotatoria; Adinetida; Adinetidae.